AUGGUGACAAACAGUCUCUUGCGGAUCCGCUGCCCCGGCCCGGUGCGGACCGUCUCCAGCGUGGCCAGUUACUGCGCGUCGCGCCCGGCCUUGGCGCUGCAGGGGCGCUGCUGCCUCAGCGGGGAGCCGGAGCCCGUCAUCGUGGGGUUGGAUCUGGGCAACUGCUCACUGACGUUCCUCGGUGCUGGAUUCCCGGAUGCCAGCGCUGCUGUUGUCAUUGACCUGACCGAGAACCCCCUGGAGAACAUCAGCAACACCUCUUUCCAGGGCUUCACCAUGCUGCAGAGCAUAUCCCUGCCGCGUGCCCUGGAGUGCCCUGGAGGGAGCGUGGCCUGGGACCUCACCACCACCCACGGGGACAGCCGAACCUGCCAGGGGCAGAGGAACCUCUGCAACAGCUCGGGGGAGCUCGCCUGGCUGUGCCCAGAGAACUCCCAGUGCAGCCCCGACGGCCCCGGGCUUGUCCAGUGCCUGUGCUCCGGGAGCUACCACGGCUACAAGUGUCUGCGCGAGGGCACCUUUCCCCUGCUGUCCUUCUAUGGGAUCCUGGGAGCCGUGACGACCACCCUGUCCCUGCUGGCCUGGGGCAGCCAGCGCCGGAAAGCCAAGACCUCCUGAACCCCUCCUGCAGGACGGGGAAAGGGCGGAGACCGGGCUGGGGGGCCUGUGUGGGGGCUUCUCCCCAGCCUCUGAACUCACCGUGGUGCCGCGUGCGGGCUGCCUAGCUUCACCUUCAGCGCCUCGGGACGGUCCAGCUGCC
Chrysemys picta bellii (western painted turtle) is the source of this 760-nucleotide messenger RNA. The record is from RefSeq and is a predicted model, not a curated record. Lineage: Eukaryota; Metazoa; Chordata; Testudines; Emydidae.